Messenger RNA from Saxophila tyrrhenica, 435 nucleotides. RefSeq lists its product as uncharacterized. Bases 1 to 435 code for a protein of 144 amino acids. The transcript has a single exon. The record is from RefSeq and is a predicted model, not a curated record. Lineage: Eukaryota; Fungi; Ascomycota; Dothideomycetes; Mycosphaerellales; Extremaceae.
AUGGCGCCCAAAACAACGGAUACCAGGCGCGCAUACUACGCCCACGCCGCCGCCGUCUUCGCACUCGCGCCUCUCACCAUUGGCGUCCUAGCCACCCUCAAUCCCAAACUCGGCCUCUCGCUCCUCAAUUUCCCGCUGCCAGGCCCAACAGCCUCUCCCAAAGACCAAGCAACGAUCUACGGACUUAUCCGAUUCUUCGGGAUCCGCGACGUAGUCAUCGGCGCUAGCUCGCUGUGCGUAUGGUUCUUUGGCGGCGCGAGAGAGGGGGAGAGGAAGGGAUGCCGGGCGCUGGGUGGGAUGAUGUUGAUGGGUGUGGCUUUGGUGGGGGUUGAUGGGCUGGCGAGCAGGGAGGUGAUUGGGGGCGGGGAGUGGAAUCAUUGGGCUCUUGCGCCUGUUGGAGUGGGGUUGGGGGCUGGGUUGAUGGGGUGGGUGUGA